GGAUUUGGUGCGGUCAGGUAUAUAACAUGCUUGGCGUUAUUCAUCUUCUCUGCAUCUUCACACUAUGGCAUUGAAGUCAUCAAGGAGAUCACUGAAUCUCUAUAAUUCAGUUCUUCAGUUCAAUCUCCCCCGAAAAUGUGUUGCAAGCAGUCCAGCUAGACUGUAUAAUCACCAACCAUAUCGCUUUACAUCCUUUCCCUCGCGCAAGAACCUCUUUCGGCCCUUCAGCAUUCUUCCCCAGCGAUUCAAUUCUAAAGCCACGGUUCAUAUCGACACGCUGGGUGGGGAAUCCGUGGACGAGGGAAAGUUGCAUUCGUUUAACCACAAAGUAGGAGAUUAUGUGGAACAGCAUGAUGUGCUAGCAUUUAUCGAAACCGAGAAAGUUGCAUUAGAAGUAUAUGCUCCCGAGUCAGGCGUUAUACAACAUCGCUUUGUUGAAGAAGGGGAUACCGUUACGAUCGGUCAAGCCAUUGCUGAGAUUACCGUUAAAUCCAAGCUUAGCAACGAAAGUAACUAAGAGCCCUUCGAGGAAAGAGUAAUGAAUUUGUUGAUAUGGCCGAAAUCAUUCUUAUAUAUUCUUUCUUUAGUUCUUGCCUUUCUAACUUUAGUCAUCACACCUUAAAAUAAAA
Aspergillus caelatus is the source of this 629-nucleotide messenger RNA. Its product is annotated as lipoyl domain-containing protein. The transcript has 2 exons. Lineage: Eukaryota; Fungi; Ascomycota; Eurotiomycetes; Eurotiales; Aspergillaceae. The coding region runs from base 65 to 517 and encodes 150 amino acids. The record is from RefSeq and is a predicted model, not a curated record.